AUGGACAAUGAAAGUGACAGAAGAAAGGAGGAGGAGGAGGAGGAGGAGGAAGAGAAGGAGGAGGAGAGCUGCACUCAGACGGAUGACAGAGAGAGCCUGGCUGCCAGCUUCACAGAAGAAGCAGAACAACAACACAUGCAGCCCCUCUGA
Messenger RNA from Podarcis lilfordi (Lilford's wall lizard), 150 nucleotides. The record is from the annotation of a GenBank genome assembly. Lineage: Eukaryota; Metazoa; Chordata; Lepidosauria; Squamata; Lacertidae.